Molecule: messenger RNA, 860 nt
Organism: Trifolium pratense (red clover)
Lineage: Eukaryota; Viridiplantae; Streptophyta; Magnoliopsida; Fabales; Fabaceae
Product: RNA polymerase II transcriptional coactivator KIWI-like
Exons: 4
Coding region: 200-526 (108 amino acids)
Biological process (GO): positive regulation of transcription initiation by RNA polymerase II
Cellular component (GO): transcription regulator complex; nucleus
Molecular function (GO): DNA binding; transcription coactivator activity
Source: RefSeq, a predicted model, not a curated record
GAGUAGUGACCGAAGCGUCUCUUGUAUCGAUUCCAGUUCCGUUUGGGCGCCAAAAAGUUUCCAGGUUUUCAUUUUUCCCUCUCUCUCUCUCUCUCUCUGAUUUUUUCUCUAUAUAUAGUUCGUUCUGCUUCUGCGUUUUCAAAUCCAAUAACUCCUCACAUAACGUUACACACACAGCGACUCUUAGAACUUUCGAGAAAUGUCUGGAACUACCGGAAAGGGGAAGAAGAGGGACGAACACGACACCACUUCCGACGGCGACGCUGAAACUCACGCGCCUCCCAAGAAGUCUAUCAAGAAGGACUCCGACAAGGAUAGUCCUGGUGACAUCUUCGUAGCAGAGCUUUCCAAGAACAGGAAGGUUUCUGUGAGGAUCUGGCAGGGUAAGGUUUGGGUAGACAUUCGUGAAUUUUACGAUAAAGAUGGCAAGCAAUGUCCUGGCAAAAAAGGUAUCUCAUUGAGCAAGGAUCAGUGGAUUGUGCUUCGUGAUCACAUUUCAGAAAUUGACAAGGCAGUCCAAGAUUGAGAAACUGUGCACCAAGCGGAAUUACAAGUCCAAAUACUAUCUGUGUGGGCUUGUUUAGUUUUUUCUUUUUUUGAAUCAUUAGAAGAUUAGACAUGGUCAUAUGAUGUAUUAGCCUAUUAGGGCAUGAAAACCUUUGGAUCUUAGUGCAUAUUUGUUUUCUGUUUGGUGAAUCUUGACUGUACGUCAAGGUCUAAACUUUAUUUCGUAGCUUCCAUGAAAGCCUGUUGGUUGGGCAUUGAAAUGUGCAUCCAAACAUAUGGUUACCAGUGCAUGUAAAGAAAGUGAUGAUCAGUUGACAUAGUAGUUCUGUUAUUAACUAGCUUAUAUCCUGAAA